Galleria mellonella (greater wax moth) is the source of this 3591-nucleotide messenger RNA. RefSeq lists its product as uncharacterized. NCBI's taxonomy places the organism in Eukaryota, Metazoa, Arthropoda, Insecta, Lepidoptera, Pyralidae. The record is from RefSeq and is a predicted model, not a curated record. The transcript has 3 exons. The coding region runs from base 1 to 3591 and encodes 1196 amino acids. Gene Ontology annotation, biological process: DNA integration. Gene Ontology annotation, molecular function: zinc ion binding; nucleic acid binding.
AUGGAGCACGCGCGUCCGCCUGCAGAAUUAAAUAUGGACGGUGGCCCCGUAAGCCGGGCCGACGCUUGGAAAAAAUGGAAACAACAAUUCAUGUUAUUUUUGAAGGCUUCUGGUGUAGCCUCGGAGCGCUCGAGUGUCCAAGCUAGUCUAAUGGUAAAUCUAAUCGGCCCGGAUGGCUUCGAUGUAUAUCAAACGUUCACAUUCGACGAAGACAGUGAGCGCGAUGACGUCGCGGUAUUGAUGAAAAAGUUUGAUAAUUAUUUUGGAACAAAGCCGAAUGUAACGUUAAUGAGAUACAAGUUUUUUACGCGUAACCAAGAUGAAGGGGAAUCUAUACAACAAUACGUCACCGCCCUGCGUCUUCUGAGCAAAACAUGCGAGUUCACCACCCUGGAAGAGGAGUUGAUCAGGGAUAGAAUCGUCUGUGGAAUUCGACAUUCCACUGUCAGGGACAGACUGUUGCGGUGCGAUGACCUCAACCUAGAUAAGGUCAUAAAAAUUUGCCAAGCGGAGGAGGUGUCCCAGGAGAGCUGCCGUCAGAUAGGGUCGAGUGGUGACACGGCGCGCGUGGACGCGGUGUCGGCGCGCGGUCGCGGGCGGUCGGCGGCGCGCGGCUGGCCGCGGCGGGCGGCGAGCGGCGCGGCGCGCGGAAUCAACCGCAGGGGGCCGGCCGCGGAUGCGCUUGCGCCGCGGGCCGCGCGGUCUCCGUGCCGCGCUUGUGGCUCCGCGCGGUGCAGCGACAGCGAGUGCCCCGCGCAACGAGUCAGCUGUUACGUUUGCGGUAAUCAUGGACACUUCGCGCGCAUGUGUAAGUCAAAUAAUUUUUUUCAUAACGCCGGCCGCGCUCGGGCCGGGCGAGUAUAUGGAGUGGAAUGUGAUGUUGUGAGUAGUGAACCGGAAAAUGAUAUUUUUUAUAUUUCGUCCGUCGACUGUGGUGACCAUUCAGGGGGCUGGUUUCAAAUAUUAACGUGCGAAAAUGGACAUGAAAAUUUUAAAUUGGACUCGGGGGCCGAUUGUAACAUAAUAUCCUAUAGUACAUUUUUAAAAUUAGGUUUCGAUCCGAACAUAAUUGUAAAAAAGAAUAUAUCUUUAUUAUCAUACACGCAUGACACGAUUCCAUUAAAAGGAAUCUGUACUAUACCUUGGUAUUAUAAAAAUAUUAUUUAUAAUCUCAAAUUUGCUGUAGCGGACAUAGAAUGUAGCAGCGUGCUGGGACGGAACUCUUGCGAGGAGUUAGGGCUAAUCAAGCGUAUAAUGUCUAUUGAACUAUCCAACUAUAAUGACUUAUUUAAAGGUUUAGGGUGUUUGCCCGGAAAGUAUCACAUAGUAACUGAUAGCUCGGUUCCACCUGUCAUAUGUGCGUCGAGGAAAAUUACUCAUGGGUUACGCGAUCGCUUAGCACAGGAGCUUAAUAAAAUGGUAGAUUUAGGGGUCAUCAGGAAGGUGAAUCAUCCAACUCAAUGGGUACAUCCUCUGGUGUUGGUGGCGAAAAAGGAUAAUGGAAUCAGGGUGUGCUUGGAUCCACGAGAACUGAACAGAGCUAUUCAACGUGCUCACUUCCAGUUGCCGACUGUGUCGGAAUUAGCAUCUCGCUUACACGGAGCUCGAUACUUUUCAGUUCUUGACGCAAACGCAGGCUUCUGGGCCGUGGUACUGGAUGAUGAGAGCGCGGACUUAUGCACUUUCAGCACGCCUUUUGGACGGUAUCAAUUUUUACGUCUGCCGUUUGGUAUUAAUUGCGCGUCAGAGGUUUUUCACGCCAAAUUACGUCAACACCUGGAAGACCUGGAGGGUGUAGAUAAUUAUGUUGACGAUGUAAUAGUAUGGGGGGAAACUCGGCAGAUUCACGAUAUGAGAUUGAAAGCGUUAUUAAAUAGAGCGAAGGAAAUAAACUUAAAAUUUAAUAAACAGAAAUGCAAAAUUGGAGUUCAGGAAGUGACUUCUCUGGGCCAUGUGUUUGAUUCUAAGGGAAUGAGACCGGAUUAUAAUAAGAUUAAAGCCAUUAAAGAAAUGCAAAUACCAAAAGAUAAAAAAGAUCUCGAGCGGUUUUUAGGGGCAGUAAAUUACUUAUCAAAAUUUAUUCCAAAUUACUCAGAAAUAGCCAUUCCGUUAACAAGUCUAUUGAAGAAAGAUAAUUACUGGCGGUGGGAGGAUAGCGAGCAAAGCGCGUUCGACCAACUCAAAGAGUGUGUGUGUGGAGCGGGCGUGCUGGCGCUGUACAAUCCGACGCAGCCAGUGCGGUUGUCUGUGGACGCAUCGCGAAAUGCACUGGGCGCAGUGUUGAUGCAAGGCGGUCGCCCCGUCGAAUACGCUUCCCGUACGCUUACAGAUGCGCAAACCCGGUAUGCACAGGUGGAAAAAGAGAUGUUAGCUAUCGUUUUUGGUUGUGAACGAUUCCAUCAGUACAUAUAUGGGCAAAAGGGCGUCAUUGUGGAAUCGGAUCACAAACCCUUAGAAGGAAUAUUUAAAAAACCUUUAGCGUCUGUCCCGGCGCGUCUGCAACGUAUGUUACUGAGGUUACAGUGUUACGAUUUGACUGUAACAUACGUGCCAGGAAAAUAUAUGUUUAUAGCCGAUAUGUUGUCUCGUGCGGCGCUUCCCGAUCUAUAUAGUGAAGAAAUGCAUUCUAAUAUAACUUACCAGGAUCAGGUACUUAUACCUAAAGAAUUAAGAGAAGAAAUGUUAAAAAUAGUUCAUGAAGGGCAUCUAGGUAUAGAUCGGUGCAAGCGGCGCGCGAGGCAAGUUAUGUUUUGGCCGAGUAUGUCACGUGACAUAGAGCAGUUUGUAAAGCGAUGUCACACCUGUCAGGAGCACUCAAACAGACCUGCUAAGGAGCCAUUGCUUCCUAUGGAGAUUCCAGCUCUGCCGUGGGAAAAGGUACUGAUAAGUGAUAACGGGACUCAAUACACUAGCCGAGAGUUCAAAAAUUUUGCUAAUGUGUGGGGUUUCAACCAUGUGACGUCCUCGCCGAAUUACCCGCAGGCGAAUGGUAAAAGUGAACGCGCAGUUCAAACUAUUAAAAUGAUUUUAAAUAAAUCUAUUAAAAGUAACGGAGAUUUUGAUUUAGCUCUUCUUAACUAUAGAAAUACACCUAGGGAUGGGUUGAGUUCUCCUGCGCAGUUGCUGAUGGGUCGCAGGUUGCGUUGUCAAUUGCCAGUACAUGAAAAUCUGUUAAAACCAAAACCUGUCGAUCCUUCUGAGUACCAAACUAUGUUACAUAAACAAAAUAACAAUAAAAUGUACUAUGAUCAGCACAGUAAAACUCUUCCUAUGUUAAGAGAAGGUGACUCAGUAAUCUGUAUAGAUGGAAAGAUUAGGAGCAGAGGAAAGAUAGUGGGGCGCGCUGACACUCCUCGUUCUUACAUUGUCAAAAAUAGUGUCGGUGCCAGGUAUAGGCGAAAUCGCCGUCACUUGAUUAGGUGUGAAAGUGAUCCACAAGCAAUGCAUAGUGACCAUGGUAAAGACGAACAAUUUAACGAUGCGUGUGAGUAUUCAUGUACUAGCAGUGACGAGGCUUCGAAUCUUAAUAGUGAACAGCUCAUCCGCAAAGCUAAAGCAGUGGCUAUUCAACGCCUACGGAAAAAAUUGUAA